Uncinocarpus reesii 1704 is the source of this 477-nucleotide messenger RNA. RefSeq lists its product as uncharacterized. The transcript has 4 exons. Bases 1 to 477 code for a protein of 158 amino acids. The record is from RefSeq and is a predicted model, not a curated record. NCBI's taxonomy places the organism in Eukaryota, Fungi, Ascomycota, Eurotiomycetes, Onygenales, Onygenaceae.
AUGGCAUACUACGAACCUCAAAGCUGGCAAGCACCCGUGCGCCAGAGCUCCUGGGAGCAACCAGCUCCGCCCUCUCGAUCAGGCACGAGUUCCACCGCCCAGCGCGAUGACACACCCGCCUUUGCCUCGCAGUUUGAUGAGGUUGACCGUGCCAUCGACAACUUGGUGAAAAGCGGAAAACUUUUCAAUGCUAUGCCGCGAAGGGAGUCUGUACCGCUUAUGAUGGGACGCCCAUACGACUACGAUCCGCGAAUGCCGGGUGGAAUGAUUCCCCCACGCCACCAUUCAAUCAGCGACUAUGAUGCCGUUCGUCCACACUCAGCAUCCAACUUGCAAGGAUUUUAUGCCGCACAGCGCUUUCAAGGUCGACCCAACGACGCAGAGCAUAUGAUGCAGGCAAAACGUCGCUUGGCCGCACAACGAGAGAGGGAUCUCCGCAAUUAUCAUCAAGAGCAACAAUAUAACCGAAGUACGUGA